Molecule: messenger RNA, 1113 nt
Organism: Prionailurus viverrinus (fishing cat)
Lineage: Eukaryota; Metazoa; Chordata; Mammalia; Carnivora; Felidae
Gene: TMEM191C
Product: transmembrane protein 191C
Exons: 10
Coding region: 54-872 (272 amino acids)
Source: RefSeq, a predicted model, not a curated record
CUAGGCGAGCAGCGGCGGCGGCGGCGGCGGCGGCGGGGCAGAGCCCCUAAACCAUGGCCGAGUCACAAGAGCUGCUGCUGCAGCUGCAGAAGGACAACCGCGACGGGCGACUACGGAAGCAGGAGCUGGAGGAGCUAGUGCGGGGCCUUGAGGCCGAGAGCGAGAGCCUCACCGGGCGCCUGCAGGACCUGCGGGAGCGUGAGCGCAGCCUACAGCGGCAGCGAAGCCAGGCGGCGCGGGCCCAGAGAGGGGAGGCGCGCGAGGCGGCGCGGGAGCGCGCUGAGCGCGCGCGCGCGCUGCUGGAAGCGGCGGAGCAGCACAAGCAAGACUUGGAGCAACACAACCGGCAGCUGCAGGAGCAGUGGGAGGAGCUGUCAAGUCAGCUCUUCUACUACGGAGGGGAACAACUGAGUCAACAGCGCGCAGAACAGCAACUCGGGACCCAACUGAUGGCUUUGCAGAAACAACUGGAGAUAGUGGAGGCCAAGCACGCCAAGCAGGCAGAGGGCCUGCGGCAGGGCGUGCAGCGGACGGAGGAGGCUUGGGCCAGCUUUCAGGAGCAGAGCGGAGUCCUGCAGGAGCUGCAGGGAAAGGUGAUGGAGGCGGCGGCUACGCUGGACGCCUCGAGGGGCGGCCCGGAACUGUGCGACUCCCAGCCUCGACGGAUGCAGGACUGCGCGGGCUCGCUCAUGGAAGAGGUGGCCAAGGCUGACUGUGAGAGGCGGCUUUUCGGCGGCACCUGCGGAGCGGGCCUCAGGGUCGGUUCUUCUCGGUGCGGGUCCGGGCAUUCCUCUCCUGUGGUCCGCCCCGCUUUCCGGAAGUCCCAGCCCUGCUGGCAGUGCACGUGCAGCUCACCACUGCAGUCUUUGUGAGGACUCGUCUUUUUACUCAUGUGAAAUGCUCUGCUUAGUGGAAAUGAUGAACCUUGAGUUUCAUUUUGCCCUACUUUUACCCGUUACAUUUUUUGGUAGUAAAAUUGUUCCGUGUAUCUCGUUGCCGGCGCGGCACACAGGUUUUUGCUGUGGCCUCCAAAUAAUCGUUUUCUUAUUGAUUUGUUGGUGUUUUUUUAGUCUUUUGGGAGUUAAAUUUGUUUAUGUAAUCCUGUGUAUAAAA